AUGUCAUGGCGCGCUGGUAUGACCGCGUCUCAAAUUAGCACGCUGCAGCCCCGCAGCGCUGGACUCUGGCGCCGGCGAUAUCGCUACCUCGUCGACGUUGAACCGAUGUCCGCGUCAUAUAUCCCUGCGCUAGUGCCGAUCGCCAUCGACAAUUUGACGGUUUGGAUAGGCCGUCCCCCGGGCGACGAAUAUGAAACGGGGACCGCGGUCUGGCCCGGCACCGACGCAGGGGAGGCUGUUGAUCGUUCGUUUAUAGGUAGUCCCCAGCCGGCCGGCGACGCCGCGCGCCGGGUUGGCAGCGCGAGCGGCGGCGGUGAGAGCCCUCCAACGCGCUGCGACUGUAUUUAA
Postia placenta MAD-698-R-SB12 is the source of this 348-nucleotide messenger RNA. RefSeq lists its product as hypothetical. The transcript has a single exon. The coding region runs from base 1 to 348 and encodes 115 amino acids. Lineage: Eukaryota; Fungi; Basidiomycota; Agaricomycetes; Polyporales; Adustoporiaceae. The record is from RefSeq and is a predicted model, not a curated record.